CAGCGUUUGGCAUUUCAGCUUUCUGUUUUACUUUGGAAUGCUCAUAAUCUUGUGAGAGCCUGCUGGUUUUUCCUGCCUUGAGUGUUAUUUUAACUAGCGUUGCUUUACACACUUCCAUAAAGUCCACAAAACGUUGUAAAAUGGUAUCGAAUAAGCGUAGCAAGAACAAGCGUCGAAGGACCAAGAAUGGCAUGGCUAACAACGCCAGCAACCCACAGAAAGAAGCCAAAAUGCCUGAUUCUCCACCAGCAGACAAACCCAGCAACGCCUCAUCACUAUCAAACGGCCUCGACACAAUCCAUGAGAAAUGUGAACCCACCUUCACGGUUUCCACAGAACCAUCGGAGACGACGAGCGAAUCAGGCUCUACACCGUCACCGUCUCCUCCCGUCAAUCCAUUCGCUCCCGCAUUCCAGGCCACUAAUCCUUUCGCUCCUAAAUUCCUGGCCGCCAAUCCAUUCGCUCCCAAAUCAUUCGUCCCGGAACGCGAAGUUGCGCAAGUGCAGCCAGCACCAGUCAGGAGUGAACAAUCUCAGCCUACGAAGUUGCAGGACAAUCAGGCACAACCACAGAACGGUCCCGCAGAGCAGCUGGUGAAUGGGAACACGUCGCCAACCGCUGGCAUGGAGUGGCAUGGACUGGAGAAUGCUUGGAAGUUUUACCAAAUGAACUCGACAACCAAGGGGCUGAGCUAUAGUGAAAGGAUCCGCGAAGUCGGCGUCGUCGACACUGUGGAGGCUUUCUUCUACGCGUUGAAGCGCAUUCCACAACCCAGUGAGACCGCGCACUGGCAGGAUUAUAUGUUCUUCCGUGGAGGCAAAGGACCACAUCUGCAGACGCCAGUGAUUAAGCCGGAAUGGGAGGAUGUCAGGAAUGCACGCGGUGGGAUGUGGAAUUUUGUUUUUCCCCAGUCAGCCCAGUGUUUCAUGAAAGCCCGUGAUGUGGAUGAGAAAUGGAAGGAGCUUCUGAUGGCCAUGAUCGGGGAGCAGUUUGGUCCGUACAACGACAACGUAAACGGCGCCUACUGCUGCAAUCGCAACGGGAACGGCAACGGCGAAUACCGCUUGCAAGUGUGGUUGGGCGUCAACGAUGCGGAGACCGUGAAGGGUGUAGGCGCGAAGCUCGUGGAAAUUAUGGGCUUGACGGAGUCGGAUGGCAUCUGUUUCCAGUACUGUUCGAACACGGCCGGCAAGAACAAACCGCUCUUUGAUCGUCGGGAUAUUUAUCGUGGACUGCCGCCCAAGAAGAUCGUGGCGGCUUGAAGAAUGCCUGGACUCUCCGUUGCAGUGGGUUAUUUCGUGAUAGGGAAACACUUUGGUUGACUCAUUUCCGCGGAAGAUGCUCAGUGCCAGGAUGAAUAAAGCCCGAAUGGAAUGACGCCCUGUGCUAUGAUGGAAGUUCUUUCUUUAUACGCAGCUAAGUUCCGUUCCUUUGGUUUGUUUUCUCAGUUACGAUUGAACCGGGCUUGAGUUUUUGCAUUUAUUGCAUUAUUACCGUCUCAAUCUUACGUUUGACAUUUUGUACUGCUUUUUGUUGCUUCAGUUUCUUGGUCGGCACCUUGGUCGGAUUGUUUUACUCUUUAGUUGUGUUGUUGAAUUGAAUAAACUUUUGCAUUGCGUUGG
Paramacrobiotus metropolitanus is the source of this 1622-nucleotide messenger RNA. RefSeq names its product eukaryotic translation initiation factor 4E-like. The transcript is spliced from 3 exons. Lineage: Eukaryota; Metazoa; Tardigrada; Eutardigrada; Parachela; Macrobiotidae. Gene Ontology annotation, molecular function: RNA 7-methylguanosine cap binding; translation initiation factor activity. Gene Ontology annotation, biological process: translational initiation. The record is from RefSeq and is a predicted model, not a curated record. Gene Ontology annotation, cellular component: eukaryotic translation initiation factor 4F complex. Bases 141 to 1262 code for a protein of 373 amino acids.